AUGAAACGCAAGUUGGACGCAAACGAUGUCCCAUCCCCCGAGGCCCCUGCCGCUGAGGAGGGAGAACUUGACUUUGAAGCUCUUAAUCUCGACCCCCGAUUGCGCCAAGCUCUGAUCAAGGAAAAGUUCACCAAGCCCACUCUUGUACAGUCAAAGGCAAUCCCACUUGCGCUGGAAGGAAAGGAUAUUCUCGCCCGUGCGAAAACUGGUUCUGGAAAAACCGCCGCCUAUGUCCUCCCAAUACUGCAAGCCAUCCUCCAACAGAAGGCUACCGACCCCUCUUCAAAAGCCACAACUGCUCUUAUCCUUGUCCCCACGCGCGAGCUUGCAGAACAGGUUCAAAAAGUCAUCACGUCUUUCGCCAGUUUCUGCGGAAAGGAUAUUCGAUCCAUCAACUUGACACAGAAGGUGUCCGAUGAAGUUCAGCGCUCAAUGCUGGCUGAUUUCCCGGAUAUUGUUGUGUCGACCCCCACCCGAGUUUACAGCAAUGUCAACAACUCCGCUUUGACAUUGGACAAAAUCACCCACUUGGUUAUCGACGAAGCAGACCUGGUGUUGUCAUACGGAUACGAUGAAGAAAUCAAUGCGCUUGCCAAGGCCAUCCCGCGAGGAGCGCAGACAUUCUUGAUGAGUGCUACACUCACUUCUGAGGUGGACACAUUGAAGGAUUUGUACUGCCGGAACCCUGUGAUCCUGAAGCUGGAGGAGAAGGAAGAGAAAGGUGCCGGCGUUAGCCAGUUCAUCGUUCGAUGCGCCGAAGACGAGAAAUUCCUUCUUACUUACGUCAUCUUCAAAUUACAACUUAUCAAGGGCAAGGUCAUUAUUUUCGUGGCCGAUGUGGACCGAUGCUACCGUGUCAAGCUCUUCCUCGAACAGUUCGGCUUGAAGAGCUGUGUCCUCAACUCAGAACUGCCUAUCAAUUCACGAAUCCACGUGGUCGAAGAGUUCAACAAGGGCGUUUACGAUAUCAUUGUCGCAGCCGACGAGCAAGAAGUACUCGGUGUGUCUAAGAAGAAGACACGCGAGGCCAAGGAAGCAGAGGAAGAAGCCAAGGAAGAGAUGGGAAGCAGCGAGGACGAGGAGGCAGUUGCCGAAGAAGGAAAGGAAAAGAAGCAACCACAGAAGCGCCGCAAGAUGACCAGCAAAGAGAAGGACUACAGUAUUGCCCGCGGCAUCGAUUUCCAAAACGUCGCCUGCGUCCUCAACUUCGACCUCCCCACCAGCUCCAAAUCCUACACCCACCGCAUCGGACGUACCGGCCGCGCCGGCAAAGCAGGAAUGGCUCUCUCCUUCGUCAUCCCCGCCGAUCAACACGGCAAGCAUCGCCCCACCUCCAUCCCCAGCACAAAGCACGACGAAACCGUUCUCGCCAAGAUCAUCAAGCGCCAAACCAAACUCGGCCACGAAGUCAAGCCUUACCACUUUGAGAUGAAACAAGUCGACGCCUUCCGCUACCGUAUGACCGAUGCCCUGCGCUCGGUGACCAGACUCGCAGUGCAAGAAGCACGUGGACGUGAGAUCCGCCAGGAACUGAUCAAGAGCGAGAAACUCAAGCGCCAUUUCGAGGAGAAUCCCGAAGAGUUGCGCCAGUUGCGCCAUGACGGCGAGCUGCGUGCUGCGCGUGUCCAGGCGCAUCUCAAGCAUGUUCCUGAUUACUUGAUGCCCACCAAGGGGCGUAAGGGUAUCUCGAAGGAGAAUGUCGGGUACGUUGGGUUCUCGAAGUCGAAGCAGAAUCGCAUUCGCAAGGCCAGAGAUCGCAACCGUGCUCGUGGGAAGACUGGUGGAAAGGUUGAUCCCCUGAAGACGUUUAAUCGGUCGAAAAAAUAG
This is a messenger RNA of Penicillium bovifimosum, 1827 nucleotides long. RefSeq names its product ATP-dependent DNA/RNA helicase (gene dbp9). Bases 1 to 1827 code for a protein of 608 amino acids. Gene Ontology annotation, molecular function: nucleic acid binding; RNA helicase activity; ATP binding. NCBI's taxonomy places the organism in Eukaryota, Fungi, Ascomycota, Eurotiomycetes, Eurotiales, Aspergillaceae. The record is from RefSeq and is a predicted model, not a curated record. The transcript has 4 exons. Gene Ontology annotation, cellular component: nucleolus.